AUGCAAAUACAGGCAUACCCCGGGAUCUGCCUCGUUGACCAACGAUGCUAUGGCGGAUCCGCUCGUGGAAUGACCCACCAAUGGACCUACGCUUCCGACGUAGGCGACCGCGCAAAUGCCAGCUACGGCAGACAUCCUGAGAAAUGGGACUUCCGCGCCCACAGACCCGCCGACCUGGUGGUCAUCAACCUGGGCACGAACGAUCACCGUGACCCGAAUAAUCUUCCCGGCGAGACUUUUGCAGCAAACUAUAUCGAUUUGAUCAAAACCGUGCAUAAGACGUGGCCAGAGGCGCAGGUGGUGUUGAUGGUAUGUCAUCUCUUGUUUACUCCGCUCUCUCUGCCUAGAAUGAUAUGUCGCCUCUGUCAUUUGAUCCGGUGUAUUAUUUCCAGCUAA
This is a messenger RNA of Aspergillus melleus, 396 nucleotides long. RefSeq lists its product as uncharacterized. The record is from RefSeq and is a predicted model, not a curated record. Bases 1 to 396 code for a protein of 131 amino acids. Lineage: Eukaryota; Fungi; Ascomycota; Eurotiomycetes; Eurotiales; Aspergillaceae. The transcript has 2 exons.